Messenger RNA from Desarmillaria tabescens, 876 nucleotides. RefSeq lists its product as uncharacterized. The coding region runs from base 139 to 756 and encodes 205 amino acids. The transcript has a single exon. NCBI's taxonomy places the organism in Eukaryota, Fungi, Basidiomycota, Agaricomycetes, Agaricales, Physalacriaceae. The record is from RefSeq and is a predicted model, not a curated record.
CGUGCCACCUGUUGGAAUGCCUCCCGGUGCCCCUCCAUUCCUGCCACCUGGUGUUCCCGGCAUGAUGCCAGGUCAACCGCCAUUUCCACCGCCGUUCCCAAUGCCCGGCUUCCCUCCUGGGUGAGUACAUACGCGACUAUGCUGCCUUUAGCAUUACUGAUUUAUCAUGAUGUUAGUCCGCCCCCUCCUGGGUUCCCUCCAAUGCCGCCUUUUGCUCCGCCUGGAAUGGUACCAGCGGGGAUGCCGCCCGGUGUUCCUCCUCCAGGUGCUAUCAGGCCUCCGUUCCCUCCUGCUCCGACCUUUGUUCCUCAGCAGCAGGGAUCUGCUUCUCCAUACCCACCGCCGCCACCGACAAAUGGAUCCAUGACUUCAGUACCCUCAGCUAGUUCUAGUGUUCCAGUUACUCCGCCGCCACCUACACCGUCGUCUCAAGCUCCAUCUACUCCGCACAUGCCGGUGCUUCCCGUUCCUGCUCUCAAACAAGUACUACCGCCGUUUAAGAAAGAGACCGAUCUGAAGUUCCAAGACCCAAAUUUCUCACCUGUCAGUGCUUUUUCUAUGUUUCAACUAAUCCUGUUUGAUGACACCAUCAUGUACAGGAUGAGCUGCGCGCAUACAAUCCGAAGUACUACGUUGCUAAAUCUACUGAUAAAGCUCAGCAGGGCGAAGAGUCGAGGGGCAAAAAGAGGGCACGUGCUGAGGAUUUCUUGUGAUCAAUCGCUGAAGGAGGAUAUGAUGAAGAGGGAGACCAUUUGAUCAGUCCGUCCACCCCACCCACCACCGUUUGCUAUGGCUUGUUUCGAGACUCAUCUUUUCACUGGUCACAGAAGCGUCAGCAGUGGUACGAGGACUUUUUUGCCUUUCUGUUGUUUACUU